AUGAAAGCUUCCACGAUUCUCAACAUUUCGCUUCUCCAGGCGGUGUCGAACCUAUACCUCGUCGAGGCUGCGAGUACGGAGGAGGAGCCAAUACUACUUCUUAGUGAAGACCCUACCUUUCACUUCGAAAUUCUCGGCGGCCUCGGGCAGGCUAUCGGCGGAGGGAGUGACAUUGCUCCCCUCCUCGCAGCUGCAAAAGAUAUCAAAGUUGGAGACUUUGAAACAUUCUCUGGAGUCCUAUUCAACCUUGCUAAUAAGACGAAGGCCCAGGCUUUGGACCCUACUCUUGCGUUCGACCCUAUCAAUGUGAGAGACACCUGGUUCUCUGUGGCGAACUACUUUCGCCGUGCGGACGCGUUCAGUAAGGGCAACUGGGAUAACCCGAUUAUCAAACAAUAUUGGAACGAGCAGCUCGCCGCCUUCAACAAAGGUCUGGCAGCGUUGCCCAUCCCUGGGGAGCGGGUUCAAAUCCCCGCCGACAACUUUACCGUCGAGGCCAUCUGGUACUCCGCAGAUAAGGAUAAGAAGAAGAGGCCAACAUUGAUUAUUGGCAAUGGUUAUGACGCUGCACAGGAGGAUAUGUACCAUAUUAUGGUUGUGCAUGCACAGGCCAUUGGAUGGAACGCCUUGACAUACGAAGGCCCUGGACAGCCUACCGUCCGGAGAAGCCAGGAUCUCGGUUUCAUCCCCGACUGGGAGCGUGUUCUCACACCUGCUGUCGACUAUGUAUUGAAUGAAAAGUCCGACGAGGUUGACACUGAACGACUGGCUCUUUACGGAAAUUCCAUGGGUGGCUACCUAGCAGCCCGAGCUGCAGCAUUUGAGCCACGGAUAAAAGCUGUGGCUUUGAAUGGCGGCGUAUUCUCUGUUCAUGACUCAUACAAAGCACAGCUUCCCGAUGACCUUUCAGAGAUCUAUGAAGCAGGUAAAAAAGAGGAAUUUGACCAAGUCGCACUAUCACUGCUUGCCCCUAACUCCACUGCCCCAACCAGUAUUCGUUGGGGUCUCGAACAAGGACUGUGGGCUUUCAAGACCAAAUCCCCAUAUGAAUUCUUCAAGAAAACAGAGCAAUAUACCCUGGAGGGCAUAACUGACCGUAUCAAUAUGCCCGUAUGGAUUGCUGAUGCCGAAUUUGAAGGGUUCUUCAAGGGCGAACCGCAGCGAGUUAAGGACGCACUUGGCGACAAGGCUACCUUUCACCUCUUCUCUGGAGAAGCCGGUUACCACACUCAAUCUGGGGCCUUUCAAGAAAUGACUCGCGUGAUCUUUGGUUGGCUUCAUCAGACGCUCGGGUAA
Molecule: messenger RNA, 1296 nt
Organism: Clonostachys rhizophaga
Lineage: Eukaryota; Fungi; Ascomycota; Sordariomycetes; Hypocreales; Bionectriaceae
Source: the annotation of a GenBank genome assembly